UAAAAAAUGCCAUUGUGUAAUGAUCAGGAUUUGAUGCUUGAUGGUCUGGUUGGAACCCAGCUCAGAUAAUCAUGUGAUUUACUAAAAUGUAUACCUUGAUCAUGCACGCUGCUUUAUGCAGGUGGACUUCUGAAUCUCUGCAGAGCCCCAUGUGGGUGUGAAAAUCUGCUUGUGUGGAGUAGCUUGUAGGAUCAGGUUUAAGUUACAGUUCUGUAAAUAUUUGUGAGGCUUACCUCACUUCCCCCCCCCCCCAUUUUUUUUAAAGAAUCAGCAUCCCAUUUUAGACCUUGUUACCAUGUGUUUUGACUGACAGGAGUCUGCUCAUGUCUCAGUGUGCUGUGCUGCUACUAGCACAGUUGAGCCUGUUUGCCACUCAAUACACUAUGCUGCCAGUGCUGAUAAAAGCACCACUGUGCAGGAGCACAAAUGACAUCAGCAGAUUGGGUGAUCUUUUUCUGUUUGGUGUAUACGUGAGACACUGAAACUUGGGAAAGGGAGGGAUAAGAUGAAGUUCUGGAACAAAAGGUUAAGGAAGGGGAGAGAUGGAAAUGUCACCAGUAAUUGUCCAUCCUUCAGCCUUGCUAUCUUGCCAUAAAAUCCAAGAUAGUGAGAAGUACCAAAGAGGGCAGGAAACUACAGUAUUCCUUUCACUUGUGACAUUGAAACUGUAGCUAAAAUGAAACUUCAAGAUUCAGAGGUUUGAUAGUGGGAAAUUUAGCUGGAGAUUACAGCCCAUAGGCCUAUAUACAAAGUAAGUUAAAGGCAAAGAAAUAAUAGCACCACUCUCCUUUUUCCAAAAUCUAAAAGAAAAUGCCACAGAUUUAAGAAGAGGUGGCAUCUGCCCUGCAUUCACAUCUUAGUUUUCUCUCUCAAUUAAGCAAGUAAUGUGUUGUUUCUUCUAGUCUUACUGCAACUAAAAUACUAACUAAAAUUAGACUACAGAUGCUUCUAACCAUGCCAGGGGUCCAGACUUGUUGUAUAGACAGGCCCAAAACAUAAGUUCCAGAGUUCUUCAGCUUGUUUUCUUGUUUGUUUAAUCAGAAAAGUUGUAGCUCUCUACCCUUCCUUACAGUAAAAUGACAGAUGACCACCCUUUCUUGUCUGCCUGUCACAGAAGCCUAGGACCAUUUCAAAACCCAUUUUUGUCUCAGCCAAAUCAGGACUAUUAUUGGCAUCUCUUCUCUGUCCAUACCUCACUUGCCAAAGCAAUCCGUGUGUGAGGGGAGUGGAUAAGAUCCCCUGGUGCCACUAUGUUACUUGGCUACUCUAGAAGGAGCAGAGAACAGGAAUGGUAGGGGAGAGCUAAUUAAAGAGAAACAAAGAAGCCAGACAGGUGUCCUAAAAGUAGCUGCUAGCUAGUCUCUGCUGCCUGACUUCAUCCACCAACUAGGGAAAUGGAAAUGGGUAUGUUGAAGAUCCUUUUCCCCACUAUCGCUGGCCAAUCUUUGCUGGGCUCUUCACAUCCUGCAUUUAUCCCUCCUUCCCCAGUUUCAUGGGGAAUAUUCACAAAUGGGUUGGGAAAUAAACCCAGAGCUGCCAUCUUUAAAGUGCAAUUAUAACAGAGGCAUAAAAGCAAAAGAAGUAGCAAUGACCAGAAAAGCACGGAGGUAGUGCAUUCAGUUUCCCAGACAAUGGAACAAGCCACUUGUGGGAUAUUAUGCAUUCAGAAGCUGCAUACUGCAAAGUACUGUGCCAGAAACAUUAAGUCUUUGUUGGUAAAAUAUCAGCUGUUACGGGUUUUUCUAAGUAUUCUAGUGAUUACCACAGUUUUGUCACAAACAGGCAGAAAUCAUAUACGUACCCAAUACUGCAGCAUUAAAGUCAAUAGCAAACCUGUUGAUCUGGUUCUGGAUCAAAACCUAAGUGCAAAUACAUCUUACUACUAAACAUCUUCUCUCAAAUAUUGUACUUAACACACUUGUCUGAUUGCUCAGCUUGUAACAUUUUCACUGAGCAGAGUGCUGGUCCUUAGUAAUUAUCCAUAUAGAUGUUCAAGUUUAAAACAAUCAGAUUUUUAUUUUCAAAGUUGUACAGUAUUUAAAAUCCAGGUAAAAAAACAUAUCCAUAAGUAAGUAUAAAUGGAUAUGUAUAUUGAUUUCUGAUACCUAUUCUUAAUAGGUGUUAAAAUAUUAUACAGAUGUUCUUUUGAAGUAUUGAUGUAGAUCUUGGCAAUUAAAAUAUAAGAAAAUGUAAAUGUACAUAUUCAAAGUAUUGGAAGGGUCUCUAAAACUACUUAAUACACUGGUAGCAAAGUGAGGCGGGGGCAGUAAGGUACAUGGCAAAAAAAAAAACUGCAGGAGUAGGAUGGGAAUAAAAUAUUUAAAGGAUAUAGUAUGGAAGGAAACUUCAUGUCAUUCUGAUAGGAGUGAAGUUUGUAGUGAUGGAAUAUAGUAAAAUAUGUAUGUUACUAUUUAUCUGUUCUCUUGAGAAAUUUAAGCUUGGGAAAACUAUAAAGGAAAAAAGACAUUGGCACUUUUGUUAUCCUUCUUCCCAAUUACAGAAGGGCUUAUUGAUGUCAAUGACAAAACUCUCAAUCUUUCUGUGGUUGCAAGAUUAGAGCUUGAGUAUUUUUGGAACAAAAUAAAUAGGCCAGUUAAAAUUAUGAUUGUGUCUGAAGUCUCAUUCGAGUCUUGCAUGGUAAUCAGUGGAUCAUGCUGAAGGAAGGGGAAAGUAACUAGUUCAUCGUUUUACUCGGGAGGUACAGUUGCAAGAACCUGUAAGUCUACGAUACUUUCGUCCCUCUCCCCUUCCAAGUAGUUUUAACAUAUAGAGUUCCCAUCACAAAAGGAAAGUACUAUGAAAUGCCACCAGGGAUUUGGAGUGUACACCCUCUCUGAGGUAUAAGCGCUCUUCACAACUUGACAAACCAGUAAAGAAACAUAAAAGAGAAAUAGAAAAUAGAGGAAUUAGAUGAAAUGUAUGUGUAGCUGGAGCACAAGGAGGAUUGGAAAAGAAAUCUAAGUAUAAUAUGGCUGUGGGUUAUUAUAGUUGUAUGUGACUAUUUUAUUUAAUCCGAAAAAGUUUGACCGCACGUAUAAAGAGGAGCUCAGAGUGUUUGUCUGAUAAGGCUUGGACAAUGACUGUAUGUUGCUGUUAGUUUACAGAACGUAAAUAUUGAAGUGCAAAUGCAAGUUUUGAAGCCUUGAAACAAGUUGGAAUACUGGAAAAAAUCUGUCAAUGGAAAUACUGUACUAAUUGCUAUUGAAUUAAGUAACUGUACCAUGUGCUUUUAACAGCACCUUAUAGCCAUCAUGGCAACGUCAUCUGAGGAAGUGUUACUGAUCGUAAAGAAGGUGCGUCAAAAGAAACAGGAUGGAGCUCUCUACCUUAUGGCUGAAAGGAUAGCAUGGGCACCUGAAGGCAAAGACCGAUUCACAGUCAGCCAUAUGUAUGCAGAUAUAAAAUGCCAGAAAAUCAGUCCUGAAGGAAAGGCUAAAAUUCAGCUACAGCUGGUAUUGCAUGCAGGGGACACAACCAACUUCCACUUCUCUAAUGAAAGCACAGCAGUGAAGGAGAGAGAUGCAGUGAAGGACCUUCUUCAGCAGCUGUUACCCAAAUUCAAGAGGAAAGCAAAUAAAGAACUUGAGGAAAAGAACAGAAUGCUGCAAGAAGAUCCUGUUUUGUUUCAGCUUUAUAAAGACCUCGUUGUGAGCCAAGUAAUUAGUGCUGAAGAAUUCUGGGCCAACCGUUUAAGCUUGAAUGCUGUGGAUAAUUCUGUGGCACCUAGUAAGCAGGAUGUGGGCAUCUCUGCAGCUUUUCUGGCUGAUGUUCGGCCUCAAACAGAUGGUUGCAAUGGUCUGAGGUAUAAUUUAACUUCAGACAUUAUUGAAUCCAUAUUCAGGACGUACCCUGCAGUAAAAGUGAAAUAUGCAGAAAAUGUUCCACAUAAUAUGACAGAAAAAGAAUUCUGGACACGAUUUUUCCAGUCUCACUACUUCCAUCGAGAUAGGCUAAAUACAGGCUCAAAAGACCUCUUUGCAGAAUGUGCCAAAAUGGAUGAAAAAGGGUUAAAAACAAUGGUGUCUCAAGGGGUGAAAAAUCCACUGCUAGAUUUAACGGCCUUGGAGGAUAAAUCGUUAGAUGAGGGUUAUGGUGUUUCCUCUGUGCCAUCCACAUCAAACUCCUCAAAGUCCUUAAAGGAGAGUAGCAAUGCUGCCAUUAUAAAACGCUUUAAUCAUCACAGUGCCAUGGUCCUUGCAGCUGGGCUCAGAAAACAAGAAGCACAAAAUGAUCACUACAGUGAGACCAGCAGUAUGGAUGGAAACUCCAGGGAUUCAGAUUUCUUUCAGCCACCAAUAAAAAAGGUGAAGCUACAGGAGGCUAUUGAAUAUGAAGAUUUAGGAAAGAAUAAUAGCAUUAAAACUAUUGCACUAAACCUAAAGAAAUCUGAUCGGUAUUAUCAUGGUCCAACUCCAAUUCAAUCACAGCAAUAUGCAACCAGUCAGGAUAUUAUUAAUUCUUUUCAUAGUAUUAGAGAAGAAAUGGAAGCCUAUGUACCCAGACUAACUCAGGUUCUUUCCAGUGGUGCUGCUACUAGCAGCAUCACAGCCCUGUCACCUGGAGGAGCACUUAUGCAAGGUGGGACACAGCAAGCCAUAAACCAGAUGGUGCCAAAUGAUGUUCAGUCUGAACUGAAACACUUGUAUGUGGCACUUGGGGAGCUACUGCGACACUUCUGGUCCUGCUUUCCUGUUAAUACACCAUUCCUAGAAGAAAAGGUUAUGAAAAUGAAGAGUAAUUUGGAAAGAUUUCAAGUUACAAAGCUCUGUCCAUUCCAAGAAAAAAUUCGGAGACAGUAUUUAAGCACAAAUUUGAUAAAUCAUAUAGAAGAGAUGUUGCAGACAGCUUACAAUAAGUUCCACACGUGGCAGUCCCGACGUAUGCUGAAGAAAACGUGAAGACUCCCGCUAUAAAGUUUGGAGAGGGAAAUCUGCAAUAGCUGUAGGAACACAACCUGGCAAAUGUGCAGCUCUUAGAUAUUGCAGGAACAUCUGCAACAUGUGGAUUCCUGGAAAUGUUCCUAACUGAACUUGCACAUUUUUUGGAAAAGGACCUGUGAUUAAACUUGAAACUAGGGAAAAAUUAAGUAAGAACCAAAACGGAAGAGCUGAGAGGCAAAAAAAACCCAACAUAUUUAAGACGCUGUUUACUGCAGUUACUCAGGAACUGCUUUUGAUUUGCGAAAGAGCUGCUUUCAGAAAUAAACUUUAAAAAGGAUGUAUUAAUAAAAUCUGAAACUGUUUGUCUAAUUUUUUUAAAACGUGUAUGGCACAGGGUAGAACUUAACAUUUUUCUUCACUGGAUUCUGGCAUUUUAUUGAAUUCUGUUUGUACUUAUUGAAACAGAGGUUAACAAUGACAUUUUAAAUAUAGCUGAGACUGGUUUUGCUUCAAACAUCUGACAAGAUUAGCUAUCAGAAGACAAGCUUUGGCCAUAUGUUUCCCCACAAACUGGAAGUAACAGACAUUGCACUGAAAGCUGUUUAUGGUUUGGAGUCCCUAAAGGCACGAGUAGGGGAGGGCACACUUUUGCCUUGUGUCUUGGAUUUUUAUGCAGAAUAUUUUCAGCCAUCAAGUUUGCAUGUUUUCCUUUGAAUGCAAGGGUUGCUAUUGCAAUUUUUUUUAAGAUGGCAUCUGUUUUGAGAAGGAGAGAAUGCAUUUUCUAAAAUAAAGUUUCUUACUAAAGAACUAGAAGAAAAGUCACUUUACUUUCACCUCCUAGAAGAGAAAGAUUUCUCCUAAAUCUGUUUUUCUCCACUCUUCCUUGUUGACUGUUACACUAUUUUUGGCGAAUUGAUAAUCAUUGCAAAAAAGAGGGAAAAGUGUGUGAAUACACAAGCUCCUGAGAGAUGUCUGGAAUCUGUGCCAUACUUUGUUCCAAAUAGAUAAACUGUGAGUUGAUCAUACGACCUACCUGUCUUGUAUUAAAUAUUUGACUUAGAGACAAAGUAAACCUAUUCUAUAUUAGUAGAUGCCGUAAUGACACACUGUAUUUCAUUGUUUCAUUUUGAUCAUUAACAGGGCCCAUGGUAUGGGCUACUGAGUUUUUGACUUGGGUUAAAUGUGACUGUUAGAGAAUUAGGAUACAUUUAAUACACUGAGACAACUCAGAACGACAGUACGUAUUUAAGAGCAGACAGCCUUUUAAUCAGCCUCCAGAAUGGCUUACCUUAGAGAGACUGAUGAGCAUUGGAAUGGUAUUUAAACCCCACUGUAUGUUGUCAGUAAGGGGAUGGCACCUAAUCCUGACCGAGAGUGUGUGUACACACACACAGUAGCAGAAACUCUGUGGUGUCCAUGCUCUACUGCUGCUCCCUUUGGAGGAGAGGAGGAUUUUCUCAUGGAGUAAAGUAUGUAAGCUACAUGCUUACUGUAUGCAAUUUUGGGGGGAUUGCAUAGUCUGAUCAGGUUUUUGGUACAAUCAGAAUUUCUGUCCCUGUCUGCACUGAUGAAGCCUUGUUUAGAAAUGUAAUAACGCAUUGUUAACCUAGCUUCCCUCAAUCUGCCCUUGCAGAUAGGUGCAUGUUAUCUGCUCUGUGGUAACUAAUAUGGUUCUGCUACCACACAGACUGCUGGGUUUAGUAAGAGGAACAGUUUUUCUAACCUUACAUGGUGAAAAGUAGAGGAAGAGGUGGGAGGAGCCAGCUUGCUAAAAAAUGCAAUGUGUGCGCUCUGGUAGUAUAUGGUCCUACUGUCUGUGUGUAUACAGAGUAACCUACUUCUCCAGGAACAAAAAGUAAGCCUGAUUCAUCCCUGCUCUCAUUGCAAUGGAUGUUAAUAGACUCAUACCUGGGAGACGUUGACCCACAAUAGUUGUGUUUAACAUUGGGCACCUAUCAGUGUCAUAAAUCUAACUGUUUUAAAUAGCCACAAAAAUAGCAGCGUGCUCCAAAAUAAAGAAACAUUAAGUGGCUUUUUCUAAACUCUAGUACAAUUCUCAGUGGAAGAGCUUUCAUCAGACUAGGAAUGAGGAAAAUUGAUAGUUAUAUUCUAAUUUCCCCUGAAGCUAUGAUAAACUGAAGCAAGAUUGCACUGAAUUUUUUUUUUUAAGCAAUCACACUGGUUUAACAUUACAAAGGUAGGGUUUUGAACAUCAAAUUAAGUGACAUUUAGGCUGAAGCAACAGCAUUAACCACUCCUGGCAAUGUUGUUGGGUAAAAUGUUUAGGGAGGGAGAUGUUCCCUCUUCACAGGUCCUUAGGUUUACAUAGAUACCAGGGAGCUUGUUGCUACCUAACGUGUCAUGGAUUAAUAGAACGUGUGCUGUGAAGAAAUGCUGAAAGCAGCAGUUCUGUCCAAUUUGAGCUAGGCUGCUAUGCACUUCACAUAUUGCUCUUUAAAAUAUUUUGGCAAUAAAAGAUGCAAGCCCCUCCUAAAGUAAGGGAGGCAGUCUCUCUCUCUCCUACAAAUUGAAAUACUCCUUCCUUUGGGCAGCAAAGAGUCCUGUGGCACCUUAUAGACUAACAGACAUAUUGGAGCAUGAGCUGUCGUGGGUGAAUGCCCACUUCUUCGGAUGCAAGUUGCAUCCGAAGAAGAGGGUAUUCACCCACGAACCUCAUGCUCCAAUACGUCUGUUAGUCUAUAAGGUGCCACAGGACUCUUUGCUGCCUUUACAGAUCCAGACUAACACGGCUACCCCUCUGAUACUUCCUUCCUUUAGGUACCUUUCUCCCUUUUUGUCUCCUGCCAGCAUUGAUUUCAAUACUUUUGUAGCAUGGUCCAAAAAAAGACCUGAUAAUUCCUUAACCGUUUUGAAACUGAAUCAUUCACUACCUUGCAUUAUAUGCUAAUUGGAAUCUUUUAUACUGACUUGUAUUUUUAAAGGAAAUUCAUACAACUUGUAUCACUGGCAUUGAUUCAAAGUAUUUGUAGAAUAAACCCUACUGAAUUCUGCAGUCAA
This is a messenger RNA of Malaclemys terrapin pileata, 7898 nucleotides long. It is a transcript of the gene GTF2H1, whose product is annotated as general transcription factor IIH subunit 1. Gene Ontology annotation, cellular component: transcription factor TFIIH holo complex; transcription factor TFIIH core complex. Gene Ontology annotation, biological process: transcription by RNA polymerase II; nucleotide-excision repair; transcription by RNA polymerase I. The transcript has 14 exons. Lineage: Eukaryota; Metazoa; Chordata; Testudines; Emydidae. The record is from RefSeq and is a predicted model, not a curated record. The coding region runs from base 3252 to 4898 and encodes 548 amino acids.